AUACGAGUUAGAUUGUUCACUGGGGCUGUUUAGUGCAGCCAGAGACCAAAUCACUAUCGUCAAAGUUUGUUUCCUUUCUUUUUUCUAUUUGCUCUCAGUGGAUAAUUUUUCCAUCCUGAUGAUCAGAAGAGUGUUUGAGGGUUUCAGAGAUCCUUCAGAACAACAUGAUGGGUCUGAUCCUAUGACAACUGGGAUAGGCUCCGCCUGCGACCCUGAUAAGGACAGGCUGAAGAGAAUGGAUGGAUGGAAGUGACAGAGAACAAAACCAUGACAGCUGAACCUGGACAGGACAUCACUUUGACAUGUCGAGCUCCAAACAACAACAACAUUGUUGUUCUAGAGUGGAGCAGAGCUGACCUGGGAGAGAAAUAUGUGCUUCUGUUCCGGGAUGAGCUGUUUGAUUUAGAACAACAGCAUCCAUCUUUUAAGAACCGGGUGGAGCUGCAGGACAGACAGAUGAAGGAUGGAGACGUGUCUUUGAUUCUGAAGGAUGUGACGACUAAUGACACUGGAACAUACGAGUGUCGUGUUGUCCAGAGAGGAACUAAACGCAGGAAGAGAGCUGUUUUGAAAAAUGACCCCAUCAGCAUCGUCACCUUGAAAGUUGAUCCUCUAGGUCAGACAGGAGGAGACACAGAGGAUGGAGGGAAGAAUGGAUCUGCUGGACUGAUUGUCGGUCUGAGUGUUCCUGCUGUGCUUCUUGUUGCUGUUGUUGGUUUUUUGAUCUACAGAAAACAUAAACAACCACAGAGGCAGGAUUCAUACCAGCCUCCUGUUGAACUGCAGCCUGUUUGAAAUGUCAGCUUAACUGUGAUUCUUGUGCUUUGUUUUCAGUCGUGUCACUGAAAAUGUGGAAAGACAGAAGUCAGUAAUAUUAAACAUUUAGCAGGUAUCUGUCAGACAGGUCCAGAUUUUGCAUUUAAUUUACAUUUUUCAUCAGAAAAGAGGAGAAAGUUGUUUGGAAUAUAAACAGUAUUUGUCUGAUAUGACUCAGGAUCCUUUGAUCACAUGUUGCUGGUGUUUGACUCGUUUUAAAUGUAAUUAUAUUCAAAUGAAACCAAAGAAAAAAACAUUUCUAUGUAGCUGCAGAGUCCAACAUUUCCUCCCUUUGACCUGAAACGAUUCAGCUUUAUUGAACUUUACCUUCCAUGAAGGAGACUCUUCAGUCUGUUACUGUCCAGUUGUUACUUUCCUUUAAAUAUUUUCCUGACAAAGAUCCACAUGUGUUAGUACUUAAUGUGUAUGUUUUUUUUAUACCAACAUUUCCUGUGGCUGUACUUUUUUUGUUCUGUUUUCAAUCAGAAGCUCUGACUUCCUGAAACUGUUGAUGCAGAUUUUGUCACCUUGAAUUGAUCCAAAAUAAAUACAACCAUGUGUGAACUGUU
Oreochromis aureus is the source of this 1385-nucleotide messenger RNA. RefSeq names its product programmed cell death 1 ligand 1-like. Lineage: Eukaryota; Metazoa; Chordata; Actinopteri; Cichliformes; Cichlidae. The record is from RefSeq and is a predicted model, not a curated record. The transcript is spliced from 4 exons. Bases 244 to 795 code for a protein of 183 amino acids.